Symbiodinium necroappetens is the source of this 483-nucleotide messenger RNA. The record is from the annotation of a GenBank genome assembly. NCBI's taxonomy places the organism in Eukaryota, Dinophyceae, Suessiales, Symbiodiniaceae.
AUGGCCGAUGACGCAAUGGCAAAAAAGGAGGAAUCAGAGCCGAUGGAUCUGGACAUGGAGGACCUCCCGGAGGAGGAGGCAGGAGACGGACAGACCGGUGAAGUUUCAGCGCCCGAGAACCAAAGGGCGGAAGAAAUCAAGGCGGCCGAGGCAAAGGACCACCUCUCCGACAGCCAGGACCAGAACCGGCAGGACCUGGGAGGGUCCAGCAAAGACCUUCAGCGACUCCGAGCCCAUGUCAACAUGCUCACUGCCCUGAUCCUGCGCCACGACAACCAGAUCAACAUUGCCAGCCUUCUUCCUGAGGACGGAUAUACGGGAAGCAUGGCGACGGCAUUGUAUCAGACGGGGGUGUUCUCAUGCAGGGCCUUCUUUCGACGGUCUUGGCACGUUUCGAGCAGAUGCUUGCGGACCUGGAGAAGCAGGCGAUGGCGAUCAAGCUCGGCUGGCUCAACUCGGAGGGGAGCCAAGUCACGGGGAUGA